Messenger RNA from Argiope bruennichi, 1323 nucleotides. RefSeq names its product U11/U12 small nuclear ribonucleoprotein 48 kDa protein-like. Lineage: Eukaryota; Metazoa; Arthropoda; Arachnida; Araneae; Araneidae. The record is from RefSeq and is a predicted model, not a curated record. Bases 111 to 1085 code for a protein of 324 amino acids. Gene Ontology annotation, cellular component: cytosol; nucleoplasm; U12-type spliceosomal complex. The transcript is spliced from 8 exons.
CAAUGAUUAUUUGUUUACAUAUUCAAAUGAUUGAUAUUGAGGAGGAAUGAGAAAGGAAUGAAAAUUUACUAUUAAAAAUUAUUAGUACUUUAAAUUUAUCUGAUAUUUAAAUGGAUAUUAGUUCUCGUUUAAAAAUUAUUGAAGAUUUAGAUGACUAUUUAUCAGAAAAGAAAAAAUUUCUUCUUGAUAUGUGCUGUGACUUAGGAUGGACAGAAGAAUCUUUAAAACAAGAAACUAAAGUUCAGUGUCCUCAUAAUCCAGGACACUGGAUCCCAGAAUCGUCUCUUGGCCAUCAUACUGAAUUAUGUGCUUUGGUUAAAGAUGGCUACUUAAAAGAAGAAAUGGAAAAACAGCCUCCAAAUUCAACAUUUUUUUACCAACAGGCACCAUCGGUGGUUUCCAUAACUUUAGAUAAAGAAACUCAAGCAAGUAUAUUAAUGGAGAAAGGAUUGAUUGAGCAAAAACCGUUGGAUGAAAUGCCAGAUGUUCCGAAAACAGUAGAUCGUUGGACAGUUGAAUUAAAUCCAGAACAGAGAUUAGCUGAAUAUGAUUAUAUCAUUGCAAAAGCCAAGGCUAUUAAUAAAGCUGAAAAUGAUACUUUGGAAGAUCUGAUGUUUGAUUUUGAAAAGAAAAAUGAUCAAGAUGACAGACCAAAAACACAUUUGGAGAUUCUAGCUGAACAGAGAGACUACAAACGUCGACGACAAUCAUAUCGAGCAAAGAAUGUACACAUUACCAAAAAAUCUUAUACUGAGGUUAUGAAAGAAGUGAUUGAAAAUCAGAUUUCUAUGUUGACAGAAAUGAGGAAAGAAGAAAACAAUGAAAAAGAGGCGAAUUCAAAUACAGAAGAGAAAAAGGUUGAGAGAAGGAAAAGAGAAAGGAGUCAUAGCCCAAGAGAACUCUCUCAAGACAGACAGUGGCAUGGUUCUAAAAAUCAUCACCGUUCAAAAAGUAAAAGAUCAAGGAGUCGAACACCCAAGAAGAAAAAGCAUAAGCAUAAUCGAUCUAGAAGUAGAUCUAGGUCUAGAUCAAGAUCAAGAAAGCACAAAAAGUCACAUCGUAAGCAUAAGAAAUCACGUGAUUAGAGAUAAUUUUAUAGUUCUAGUCGUUUGCGCCACUGGUAAAUAGUACAAUAUUGCUAUCAUCAUUUUUAUAUGGUCAGCAGAAAACUACAUUUUAUCAUUAAUGUUUGCUCUUUCUCUGUCUGUAUUUUCCAAUCAAUCAUUAAUAAUCUCAACAUAUCUUUUUUUUAUUAUAACGGGUUUCCAGUUUUCAUUAAGUAAAAAAUAUCUUACAAGCUCAAUAAAUAUUUUUUUGAAAGAA